Messenger RNA from Centrocercus urophasianus (Greater sage-grouse), 12794 nucleotides. It is a transcript of the gene BCAR3, whose product is annotated as BCAR3 adaptor protein, NSP family member. The transcript is spliced from 12 exons. Gene Ontology annotation, biological process: positive regulation of peptidyl-serine phosphorylation; small GTPase-mediated signal transduction. Bases 143 to 2614 code for a protein of 823 amino acids. Gene Ontology annotation, molecular function: guanyl-nucleotide exchange factor activity; phosphotyrosine residue binding. The record is from RefSeq and is a predicted model, not a curated record. Lineage: Eukaryota; Metazoa; Chordata; Aves; Galliformes; Phasianidae.
CCGCCCGGCCGGGAGCGGAACCGCAGCCGGCCUCCGGGGAGCCGAGCCAGAACGGGAGCGAUCGGACUGGCGGCCGCUGGGACGGCGUUUUCCUUCGGGGCGGAGAACGACGAGCGGGGUUUGUGCGAGAGUUGAAUCAAGAAUGAUAGCCGCAGGGAAAUUUGCAAGUCUUCCCAGAAAUGUCUCGGUGAACCAUCAGUUCUCGUUAGCAUCGUCCAUGGACCUUUUGACCACCAAACCUUCACUAACUGAGCAUCGCUCAGACUCCUUUCAAGACAUAUCUAUCCAUGGCACUCUCCCCAGGAAGAAGAAAGGAACAGUUAAAGUUAGGGCUUGUGAUACGUUUAACCAUGUGGGAAUGUUACCAAACACCAGAACACAAAGGCAACAGCCACCUUUUGUACAGGAUGUCAUAGAAGAGUACCCUCUACAAAAUGGGAAGAGCAACAAACUCCAUACCAGAGAUCAGAAUAUUCCAGAUCCUACUUUGGAGUAUGUCAAGUUUUCUAAGGAGCGGCAAGUUAUGGACAACAGCCCAGAAAAACUGAAGAAAGAGCUAGAGGAAGAACUGCAGCUCAGCAGUGAAGAUUUGCGUAGCCAUGCCUGGUACCACGGACGGAUUCCUCGGCAGGUGGCAGAAGACCUAGUUCAGAGGGAUGGAGAUUUUCUGAUUAGAGAUUCUCUUUCCUGUCCUGGCAGCUUUGUUCUUACCUGUCAGUGGAAGAAUACCUCUCAGCAUUUUAAAAUCAACAGGAAAGUUCUAAGAUUAAGUGAAGCCUACUGCCGUGUUCAAUAUCAGUUUGAACUUGAAAGUUUUGACAGUAUCCCUGGCUUAGUUAGAUACUAUGUUGGGAAUCGCACACCAAUAUCAAAACAGAGUGGAGCAAUUAUUUUUCAGCCUAUCAACAGGACUGUGCCUCUCAGGUGUCUAGAAGAAAAGUAUGGCUUAACUCCAGACCGACAAAAAGAGCAAAGUAUCCCUGAAGAAAAAACAGAAACUGCAAAAAGACUGAGUCUUGGUAUAGCCAGCAUGCAGUCCCAGGAGCAGAGCAUACCCAGAGGAAAUCUUUUGAGAAACAAAGAAAAAAGUGGUAGCCAGCCAGCUAGUUUGGAUCACGUUCUGGACAAGAGAUUCCCUCUUAAAACUCACCAGUCGGAGAGCUAUCUGCUGAGAGGUUCAAGACAUUCCUCUCGAUUACCUGAAGCAGAUGCUGACUCCUGCCCAAGCUCUCCUGCAUUUAGAACAGGCAGUGAACCUUCUUUAAGCCCCACAGUUGUUCAGAAAGUAACCUAUGAUUCACAAGCAGGAGAAGCUCUUAGAGGAUCAGACAGCCAGCUCUAUCCAAAGCCUCCACCUAAACCCAGCAAAGCAGCCCUGCUGAAGACCCCAGAUUCUCCUACGGUUUCCCAUAGCUCAGAAGGACACUAUUGUGAGCUAAGCCUUGCCAGAGAUUCUGCAGCAACAAAACAACAUUUAUGCCAGAAAAACAGCUACGUGGAGCAUCUGACACAAAAGGAGAGGGGAACACAAUCGUUCAGGAACUCUGAAACAAGUUAUUUGAUCCUGGAUGAUGACCCUACAACGAAUUCUGCAAGUCCUUUAGAUGUUUCAACUGAGAUGGAUGAAAAAAAUAAUGUGUUUUCUGCACCUCUUUUUGAGACGUUGUCUAGUUUUAAACCAAAUGAUUUUGAAUCCAAACUACUUCCUUCUGAAAACAAGCCUUUGGAAACAUCAAUGCUAAGAAAAAUUAAGGAGCUUUUCACCAAGAAUAACCCAAAGGUUAUUGCACAGCAUAUUCUUAGAAUGGACUGCAAGGUGGCAAGGAUACUAGACGUUUCUGAAGAGAUGAGGAGGAUUAUGGGAGUGAACUCCGGUCUUGAACUGAUUACUUUGCCUUAUGGACAUCAAUUGCGCCUGGACCUAAUUGAAAGGCACAAUACCAUGGCAAUAGGAAUAGCUGUGGAUAUCUUAGGUUGCACAGGAAAUCUGGAAGACAGAGCUGCAACAUUAAACAAGAUCAUCCAAGUUGCAGUGGAGCUGAAGGACUCGCUGGGGGAUUUGUAUGCAUUUUCUGCCGUUAUGAAAGCACUGGAAAUGCCACAGGUCACCAGGUUAGAACAAACAUGGACCUCUUUAAGACAUCAUUACACCCAGACUGCCAUCAUGUAUGAAAAACAGCUGAAGCCAUUCAGCAAAGCUUUGCAUGAAGGACAAGAGAUGGUCAGUGUUCCACAGAACCUAACAUUGCCACUGCUGAUGCCUAUUGUUACCCUGAUGGAGCGACAAGCUGUCACUUUUGAAGGGAUGGAUCUGUGGGAAAGCAGUGACCAAAGCUGUGAAAUAAUGUUCAGGCACUUGACCACGGCUCGUCAGAUAGCACAGAAUGCAGAAACGUACAGCUUGACUGCACAACGGAUGCUGGAAGGUUUCCAGCCAGAUGAAGAGAUGAGCGAAAUCUUCAAGACAGAAUUUCAAAUGAGAUUGCUCUGGGGCAGCAAAGGAGCACAAGUUAAUCAGAAUGAAAGAUAUGAGAAGUUCAGCCAGAUUUUAACUGCACUUUCCCGAAAACUGGAACCUCCUCCAGUGAAGCAGGUGGAACAAUUAAGUAUCUAAGACUAUAAAACACUAUUAAGUGAAGAUAUACUUGAAAUAACUGUAGCUUGCUUUCAGUAAUUUGAUACUGCACAUACUUCUUGCAUUUCACAAGAUGUUUAGAACUUCUAAUUGCACAAUGCACACUUGUUUUAAAACUACUGACUUCUCCAACAAAUUAUUUAUUUACUGUGCCACUACAUCGUUAAAUGAUCCCUUUAUGCAGGUAGGUUGUCCCUGUAAAGUACUUCUUUAGCUUUCUGCAUUUCCUUAAGGUUGCAAUCUUUUGAUAAUGCCUAAGAAUAGAGGCAUCUGCAUUAUAAUUAUAUUUAAAUGAAGCAAAUAGUGUAAAUAAAGUGAUAGAUUAACUAUGUGACAGUUGUAUAAUACUCCUUAACUGGGUAUAAAACAGUGUGUAUAGAAUUGUGAAUUAAAGUAUAUCUUUAUGCAAAAUAAUCUAUAGUUGAAGAAAUUAUCUGUGACUGCAACAGAAGGCUCAAAUUUCACUUUACCUAUGGAAGUGGAAAAUUAAUUGUGUGUGUUGGGACAAUUGAAAGUUUUUUUUUCCAGACAGCAUGUGAAGCACUUUAGUUUUUGCUGGAGGCUGGGCAGCUACGCUGCCAGGAAAUGAAUGAUGAAAUGGCAAGAACAAACAACCUAGGUAAUUAAAAUGCUUUCAUAUAUGAGUAAAGGUGGGUGUACAUAUAUAUUAAAACUUACUUCACAUUCUGAGGUGAAUCACGAUAAGCAGUACUUACUUUCUUUUUUUUUUUCUUGGAUGAAGAGUUACUUCAGAUUUCAUAGAUAAUCAGAGUGCAUAAUGUUAACGUAAAGAAUGCUUCAGCAGCAAAUAUUAUAUUGUCAUUACACGUACAGACUUGAUGUAUAAGCAUUCUCAGAAAUUGUAUAAAUAAUUAGGCAAGAACUGUGGUUACAAAGUUGCAUUUGUUCACUGUAAGUAAGCCUGUCUCUGGAGUAAGAUGUUAUAGCAUUUUAAAGUACUAGAAGAGGGCAAGUAGGCAAAUGAGCAAACCAAUACCGCAAUGGUGGCAAUCAGUUCCCCUUUAGCUACAGUCACUGCAGAGGGACUACAACCAUACCAUGAGGUAACAGAGCUCCUGUUCACGUUGUCACACUGCAAAGUCUCCCUGUCAAUGUUAACAAAAAGGUUGAAGCUAAUUUUUUUAAACCAUGAAAAGAUCUUUUUAUUCCAUGAAAAUACUCUCAACAGAGAACACUAUCUUUAAACAAAGCAUUUAACAUUUAGGAAAUCAACAUGUGCACAAACAGAAGAUUAAAAAUUACUGGAAAAGGCAAGUCUUUUAGACACCUCACAUUCAGAAUUUUAGAAUAAGUGAUUUAUAACUAGCUAUGCAAGGACAGAUGUAUUUUUUCCUAUGCUUAAUAACCCUCCCACAAGUUGCACUAUCCCUAGUGAAAGCAACCUGCCUUCAAUGGAAGCAAAUCCUGGUUUUAGAAAAACAAACAGUAGUGUAAAUAGAACAUUUUGUCCUUUCCCAGGAAGUGUUAUUACUGACCUGUACGGCUGUUAGCCAGGCAAACCACAGGCCCUUUAGCAGAAAAUACACAGAUCACAUUUCUUCCUUUCCUCUAGUUUUAAAAUGAAAAAAGUACUAUUAAAAAAAAAAAACUACGUAAAUAGUUUUGUCAGUAUUGAGUAUUGUCACAUUAUAAUAUAAAUAACCCUGUAUACAAGCUCCAAAAAUCUAAACUUUAGCAUUUAAUAGCCCCCAUAAUACACUAGGUCAAGCUGUGUAAUAAUGGUAAAAAAUGAAUAAACCUCUACACAAGUCACUCAAAUUCAGUUUUACUGGUAGUACAGUUCCUAAUAACACUGAAAUUAAAAAGAAUCCAGCACUUCUCCAUCCAAAUAUUGCUUGAGACCCCACAAAAACAGGAUGUUUUGAUUAUUAUUUCCCAAACAGCAGUUGGCUGGGUAGACGAGCUUUGUUUGAUGCAAAUAUCCCCCCCGCCCAAAAUCUCUAAUCUAAUUAUUAUCACCCUAGUAGAUCAGAUAUGAUGUAUUUAUUAAUAGAACCACAAAUGGGAGGCAAGACAACAUAAAGCAACAGGGGCACUGCAGACAACUAUAUUUACACGUAUAAACAUAUCCAAAUUUCAAUUGUUUACAAGUAAAAGUGCACAUAGAUCAUUACGAAGUAUCACUCAAAUUUCAACUGGUCCAUACAAUGAAGCAUCACCUAGAAACGGACUAGCACUGCAGUAAUUUAAUUAAAAUUGGAACUUCAUAGUCAAAAAACUAAAAGAGUUUCCAUAAAAAUAGUUUUAAAAAUAUUAAAAUCAAAUUAAGAGAUACACAUCCCAAUGUAUAAAAUUCAUGAUGCACCAUGUAUCCUGUAAAGUAGAGCUCUACAAAACACCUACCAUGUCUACCUCAGCAGCUGCAGCACUGUGGAAAGAGCUGAGACACAAAGCCCUUCGUGAGAUACUGUAAGUGGUAGUGUUGGCAACAACAGAUUUAGGCACUAUAGUUUAAGGCAGCAGUAGAAUGGCAAGUGGUUGACUUCUGAAAACAGUCAUUAGCUCGCAGUGGUGAAUCUCUCUGGCGGUGUUCCAGGUUUUCAGUGCUGACAGUAGGUUACUGAAGUGCUGAAGAUGGACCACAGGUCUAGAAGUUUCUCUUGACUGCAUUGUAGGUUAGAGCUGGGAUGUAUCAUUUCCCCGAAUCAACAUAACAUAAAUACAUUACGGUCUCUUACCGGUUAUGCUAAAAACUGGAAUGUAAUGAUGGUUGUAGUGGAAAAGUUAUAGCAGCAUACAUGGAUACUGGAUGAAACUUUAGUACUGAAGGUAUUUAAAGAGAAUGAUUUGUUACAAAAUAAGAGAAGCAAUGAUGUCAAACAAGCGUUAUGCAGAUAUGCCUGACUGUCCUAGGCAUGCAAGAGGAGGUUAAGGGCGAGCAUGGAGGUGGUGCAGGCAGACUGGUAGCUGACAGGGUUCUAAAUGACUGCCAUUUAAAAUGAGUAGGAAAGAGUAUAACCAAACCAACCAGAAUGUAGCAUGAGCUAAAAUAUAGUACGGGCCUCUUUGACCACCUAUGACAAUGAAAAUAAUGUGGUUUUAGGAAGAGAGGCCUUUUUACUCUGGUAAUGGAAUCCUAUUUUCCUGCGCAAAUUUAAGAAUUUGUAAUACAUCCUUAGUUACGUAUGGAAAUGCUAAGAAUGUUAGUGACUAAAUGUAUGUCUGCAUGCAUUCAUGCAACUAGCUUUUCCCCUUGUUCAAUGGGCAUCCCAGUCUAACACCUCCCUCCCACCCCCCGCCCCAAGCAGCUGCAUGUAACCUCCUUCAAGAUCUCGCCCAUUUUCUCAGAAACCCGCUUCAGGAACCUGCAGUCCAAGAGGAAAAAGAAAAGAACAAAGUUACUGAGGGCCUUUAGAAGACAGGGAAGCGUGCUCAGUUCUAACAGGCCAUUCUCAGUGGCUAUACACUAGCCUCGUAUUACUCUCAUAAAUUCACAUUAGAAAUACCAGCAAUAGUUUCUAGAUGAAAUCAAGUAGUGCAAUGCAGUUUCCAAGCCUCAAUGAUUUAACAGUGAGGGGAACAGAAUUAGUUUAAAAAAGAAAAACCUUGAUUUCAAACUAAACAUGAUAUAAUUCAAAGACAACUUACAGGCACAGAUUAAGAAUCUAAAAUCGUUCCCUUUUCAGGAGCAAAUGGAGGUUAAAAUUGAGUAAAACACCAAGAAUUAAUUAAAUGCGGCUUUUGUUGUUGUUGGAUUUUUUUCUGGUUCAAGGUGUGUAUAGUUAAAACAAUGCAGUUGUGUCCCAUACACAACUUUCUACAUGAGAACUACAGCAAGGGGAGGAGAGGCAGGUCAGUGGACCUUCUGUCCUUUUUAAUCAUACUGUUUUCUUCCUGAGUAAUUUUGUUGAGCUUUUUGAUUCAGAAAAGAUCUUCCUGUUUAAGAAGCGAAAGAUGCCAAGUAUUUGCUAAGAAAGGAAAUAAUAAUUUUCAGUAACUGAAUUCAGUUAGUAGAGGAAUAAAACACUCGUUUAAGCAUAUAGGUUUAAGUCAGGGAAGUGAACAGUGUAUCUGAGUGGUCUUCAAAACUAAAGUAAUUUUUCAAUUCUCUGUAAAGACAAAGUAUUGUACAGAACAAGCAGGAAUCCUGGUCUUUCUCCAUUUUAUAGCUGAAUUGGAUUUAGUGCUUUGUAGAGCAGGAACAUUUUAUCAGUGAACAAAGCAGAAAGCAUUAGCCAGAAUUAUGGACCAAUUUAAUGCUGUUAUCUCUAGAAAAGCUACAGCAAACUCACAUUGCAAACAAUAGGCCAUUCCUGACUUCUGUUAUUCUCAUGCUUUCCAUGAACCUGCCUGACUUACUAUUUUUCCACUAUUUUCCCUGGAAAAUGUACACUUGAAAGUUGCCAAUUUACUGUUAGAUAUAGGUUACUGCACCUUUGCUGUUUUUCUCUAGCGUUACAUCUAUAUAAGAUGUUGGUACAUAGCCUUCCUCUCCAUUUUGUCUUCGAGCUCUUGUCCACCCAUCUCCUUUGUCCUCCUCAAUAAUGUACAAAAUUUCCCCUUCUUUCAUUGCCAGAGUGCCUUCAUUAUGACCUGGGAAAACAGAAGGCAAAGAAGACAGAAUUUCUAUUUUUUUUCUCAGAACGUAGUUUCCAGAUUACAUAUAAACAGGAAGUAUCAAAAAUCUGUGAAGCAAACAUAUGGUCAAACAGGCUGAGACAGACAAAAACCUAGUCCAAUCUCUGUAGCUGAAUAUUUGCCAAAGUUGUGCUAACUUUUCUGAAGAAACAGCAGAGAAGCAGUACUUAUGAAUUAAACUUAUUUCCACUGCUCUUAUAAGCAACCAGUUGCUCAUAAAAAUUUACAUUAAUUUACCUCAAUUCUCUGCAGCAAAACAUCCAUACCCUACAGGCAAAUUAUUUUUGAGUCAAGCAACCAUAGUAUAUGUUGUUAACCUUACCAUCAAAAGGAUAUAUUGCCUUGCAAUGUCCUAUAGCUGGUAAUGGAUCAUCAUCUUCAAACUCAUCGUCAAACUCAUUUGGAUGCGCGUGCUGCUGUGGUGGGCCUCGGACUUCCUGAUUCGCAUCAUCUGUGUAACUCCCUUCAGGGCUAUAAUGCAAUGAUCGCAGCGUGAGGAUUCUUCAGAGUUCUGAGCUCUGAAACUCUGAACAUAUAUACAUCAUAGGAAAGUGCAAGACCCUGGAUAUUUCUUUGGGAAGGCAUGUUAACAGUUCCGGAAGUGAUCUUCUGAAAGUGUUUUGAUCUAACAACAAGGGCUUGGGCCAAAUUCUCUUACAAAACCAAAGAAAUCUGACAUACCUGUCUUUGCAAAACACGGAAAACAGGUCAGUGUAACGUAAUGGAAGAAGACAGCAUUAAAAGGUACUAUGAGCAGGUGUUACAGUUCAACUCUCCAUUUUUCUACAUUACCAUGAUGAUCUAAGUGACCUCUAGAAUUUAGAACUAGUAAGAAAGAUUAUCCUUUGGAAGGACAAAAACUUUCAGAGGAUAAGGAGCAACCUUCUAUUAACUAUUGGAGAGAGAUACUGAUUCUAGCACAGAUUUAAAAGCAGUAGAGAUAGAAUAGAAUAGUGACCUCUCUCUGCCCUGUGUUACAAGGUGGUUGAUAUCACUGCUGUGUCGCCUGUCAGUUCUGGCUGCUACUUUUCCUUCAACUUCAGAGAGCCAGGCCUUGAAGAAAAGAAGACAAAUACUGGUAUCAAGAUGAACGCUGAUCCUAAACCAGCAACUACAAUUUAAAAAAUGCACUUAACUACAUACUGUUUAGUUGUUGGUGUACAGCCACAGAGGGACUGUAUUCAUCUAUGAAGUCUUGAAAUUAUUUUAUAUGAAGCAUGAACCUAACCCCCUCUGCUUAGCCUAUACUCUGUACUGGAGUUAAGUAACAGAGAAAAAAAAUCUGUAACCACCUAUGACUUGCAGAAUAAUUCAUUCAUAAAUUCUUCUCAACAUCCUGCAUCUACUAUAAAGUACACUGUCAUUCCAGCUAGACUAACAUUUCUGAAAAUAGAGCACCCCACAGAAAAGUGUAUUGGGAGAUCUUGGUUUAAUCAAGUAGUUUCACAGCUGAUAUGUAACCCAUAAGGCAAUGUACCAUAAUAUUAUCAUUCAUGUACAUUUUCUAAGAAAUUGCUUUAGAUUCUAACCUCAUUCUUGUGUAUUUCCAUCCGCAGGCGGUCCAUGUUGCUCAUUGUCUCAGCUAACUUUGGCUGUAAACUGCUUGGAUCACCCAUCUGGGGAUUUUUUUCAUAAACAUCUCUCAUCUUGAUGAGGGCAUCUCUAACAUAGAAAACCCCACAAUAAUUAUACAAAUUAUAUAUACCUGUACUAGUUCCUUAAAGCAAAGAUAAUGUUUACAUUUGAAAUCUUAGCCCAUGAUUACAGUUCACAGAUACUAAACAAAGAUACUAUACUGGAGCAGGAGGAUGCAAUGUUAGCGGAAUCUACGUAUGGCAGAUCUUCAAUUAAAAAUAUUUUCACUAGCUUAGAAUAGCUUAUUCUCUCCUAAUUUUUGAAGUUUUUGGCUAAAGCAUAGGACUUUAUGAUGCACUCACUUUUGGUCAGUUUCCUUCUGUAGUUCUCUGUUGAGUUCAUCAAUUCUCUGCUGAAGUUUCUUGCGUCUCUGUUCUGGAGGAAGGUGGCUGAAGUCUUCCAGUGCAGGGCCCUGAAAAAAUACAUACUAUUACACAAGUAACACACGCAUCAAGGCAGCUGAACUGACAUACCCACACAUGAACGGUGUUCACUGGAAGCAAGAUGGACCUUCUCAGAACUCUACUUGACACACAGCUCUUUAAAAGACCACAACAGAAUUGAUGCGUGUUCUUGGUGCUAUCCUGUAGUCACUCAUUCAAGGUUCUUUCUACCUUCUGUAACAGCUGGCUUGGUGUUGCGAUUAAUAAUUUGUAGAUUAAGCACUAAUUAGUCUAAGAAACUGAGCCACGAAACUUCCUAGUUUAGCCACUGCCCCAGUGCAGAUGUAACAAAACCAACAUUACUUACUGAACAUUUAUUUCAGUCAGAAGAAAAAUCUAAUGUGUAUAUAGCACAUAGGUAAUUGAAUCUUUCCACAGACUGUGUUUUCAAUGGCUACUUGGAUGCUGUCAAAAAAAGAACACUGUCAUUUGGACCUUUGUUCCAAAAUAUUAAUAAUAUAGUUCUCUUUCAGAAGCUCAUCAAUCUUGCUAGAAAACAUAUUAAAAGAAUCUCAAUUGGACUUACAAAGUUCUGACACAUUUUCCCUAGAGUAAAAUCAGUUCACAGAGCAUAGAAUUUAUACAAGCCAACAAAACUUGAUCAUAUAUUCCAAGUAACCUUCUUAAUUACAAAAAAGAACAUUUCAAAGGAGGGAGAAAAACCUGCUAAUUCUCAAUUUUUAUUAUUAUCUUUUUAAACUUAAGGCCAAAUAUUGGUAUGAGCCCACAUUUGCAAAGGUUUGAUUGCAAGCUUGUGCUAAGAUUAUAAAUAGUAUGGUAGAAUUGGCAUGUAAUAAAGCAUGGGAGGAGAUUUUUACCAAUCAUGUGAAAUUGAUGUGCCAACUUUCCUCCAUGAGCAAUAGACAUCUAAACUGCUUAUUAAGAAGGAAAUAUAGUACACAUACUGGUAACAAAGUUACAUUACUUUCUUACAAAUAUUUGUAGGUCAAAAAAACCUGCUUGCCAUUACAGAGACCCUCCACAGAUGUAAAAUGAGCUGGACAGCAUUUCUUUUGACAGGAAGCCUAAUAAACAUUGCUGUCAAGAUUUUGACACAAACGGCCUUAGGUCCAGGUGCAGUUCUGGGUUUCUAGAUUCCCCCAUCUUAAUGAUCUUCUUGCCCCUCAACUUCUUGGCUCUCCUCCACUUCUAAAAUCCUAAUCUCUCUUACUUUCUAAGAUGGAAAUACACGAGCCCAUUAAAAAGAAAAAAAAAGGAAACCAAAGAUCAAAGUAUGGUGUUUCAAAAACAAAGCAAGAGUGUUUCUUAGAAAACAAAAAGGCUUUCAGGUGCUUCCACACGCUACAGAAAAACAGAUAAUCACGUCCUUUGUAUCGUUGUUCCUUACAGGUCAAUUAAUUAAAACCAGUGAGUAAUAUUCAGAGGAACACAGUUAUUCAUGUGAUUUUUUUUACUUUUUUACUCUGCAAAGUUACAAUAUCGAUUAAGGGGCAUUUUUUUAUUUAAUAUAAAAGCUUUCUAGUACUCCUAAACAUAAAGGAUCAUCUCCUCUGUAAAUGUCAGGUUGAAUUCAAAUGCAUGAAUUUUGCAAUAUUCACUAUUCCUCUUUUAAACAAGUCUUGUAAUCUUUUUGUAUACUCUUAUUUUAUGCUGCUUUAAAAAUUAUUUCUGAAACAGAGAAAGCAUAAGUAUUUCCAUCAUCAUCAGCUGAUGAAUGCUGGUCAACCUUAAAAUCCCAAAACCACAGAAUAAACUGCAGACAGAUCACAAGUCUCAUUAUCUCAUGUUAAGCAUGUGGAUGGUUAAGAACAUGACUGUGUAUGAGAAUGGAAAGUCUGAAGAUGUAUUCCAGUGCCUGACUUAGAGCAGUUAUGAUAUGGAAACACUUUCAGAAGAUUACUUUCAUGCUAUCUUAGCAGAAGUACAGCAGACAGAUCAGCACACGGGCUUACCGUCUUCACCGACCACUGCACAGUUCAUUUGAAAACAGAAAGAAACGGGAAAUUACUCACAUGUAACGACCAGUUACAAAAAUGAUUAAUGCCUAAAAAUGUAUCUUUAAAGUAUUAAACAUUAAUAUUUUAAACUAUGAAAAUACGUUCUACUACGAGCACAAGAACAGCAAAAGACAAUCAGGAAUGCACUUCUGCGCUAAGCAUUAUAGAUUUAAAAAAAUCAGUAGAUGAGAAUAGGUAGUUUAACUUACAAAACUAUAAAACACAACUUCUUUAAACUAGGGUUUAGAUUUGAGUGUUCAAAUGAUACACUUAACAAGCUUUUACUGUGGCAGAAGAAACGCACACAGCCAACACUGCACAAAAUAGCAGAAUUUGAUGAUGAUGAAGGACUGAUCAGCCACAUACAAAUAGCUUUUUACAGCAAUCCACUACCAUCACCUUUACAAAGGUAAUUUACACCUUAUUAUCACAGAAUGCUACAAUAAACAAAGACCUUUUUCAAGUUAAUGAUUUUACUUUUUGUAAACAAACAUUUGGGUCAGCACUGCUACCCUAGAAUGUUUUAGUUAUUCAACCUGGAAGAAGUAAAUAAACAAAAGCACAGCUUUGCUUUAACAUUCACUAUGCUUUCCAUGACCUUUUAUAAGCCUUUCCAGAGAAUGGCUAAGGAACUUAGGAGAUAGACAGAUAUCUGCAUUGAUAUGACCUUUAGCGAUUGCUAUGACUAUUGAUGAUUAGAAUUUCUAGCAAUAAAGAAAACAAACAUCCUUCACAAAUGAUACCAUGGUAGAAACCUCAACAAAGUUCAAAGCUGUACAAUGGCUACAGAAUAAACUACUUUUUCUCUCUACAAAGAGCCUUCUAAGAAAAUGCAAAAUAAGAUUUAUGUAUCACUGUUCACAACACAACCAUGUAUGUAUCAAGCAGCAGUGAGGAAAGACCUUGUAAGUAAAUGGAAAUGAUGAUUUUGAAAACAAUAAGCUGCAUGGAGUAACAGUAUUAAUGAAAGGGAGGUGUGGCUAUUCCUAAGGCUUUCUUCCAUAGCCUGUUAAUUUUGUAUAGAGAGAGAACUUCAGCUACUGCACACUAUGUUCUAUGUACAGCAGAUGGCAGGAAAAAUCCUAAUGCAUAAAGCACAGAAUGAGAGCAGCUCAGUUUUGUGAUCUCUAGUGCUUCAAAUGACAUCUGGGGCAUAAAAAGCAGCAUGUCUGGUAUGCUUAUUACCUGAUCUUUGCUCAUGGAUAAAUCUCAAAGCAAAUUAAAACACCAUUUGAAAGUUGUGCCUGUCAAUUCUAUUUGGACAUAGUUUUCCAGGGAUAAAACCAUGGAAAACAGCACUUUGUAUUAGGAACUAUUAAGAAUAGAACAAACAGUAUUUCAAAGAUAAAACUGGUCAAUGACAUAAAAUCUAUUAAAAUUACAGCACACAUUUAAAGACAUUUGAUAUGUGAGGUCUUUAAAUGUUUGCAAGGUAUUUCAAACCACAUAAAACAAAAUAUUCAUCUGGAAGACUUAGAGAUUUCAAAACAUUUGAUACUGCAGGAUAACGGAGAUCAUCCACAU